Messenger RNA from Nicotiana tabacum (common tobacco), 1655 nucleotides. Its product is annotated as NAC domain-containing protein 100. Gene Ontology annotation, biological process: regulation of DNA-templated transcription. NCBI's taxonomy places the organism in Eukaryota, Viridiplantae, Streptophyta, Magnoliopsida, Solanales, Solanaceae. The record is from RefSeq and is a predicted model, not a curated record. Gene Ontology annotation, molecular function: DNA binding.
AUACUUCUUUUUUUCAUUCCUUCAGUUUAGUUCCAUGGCUUCUCUUUACCUUUUUUCUCCAACUUCCCCAUUUCUUCCUACUUUUCUUGAUUUAGUAUUCUUUCUCAUGGUCUUUUGAGCUGUUUGGCCAAAUCCCAUUUAUAUUUCAGAGCCAGCUGGUGAGUGGUGGUCAAUAAAAUCUUUAUCAGUGUGCAUACAAGUGAAAUAAUUAAUUCUUGAUUACAUAAAAUAGAAGCAGUUUUCAAAAAUCUUAAGUUUUAGGUAUUGAUGGAAAAUUAUUCCGGACUUGUUAAGGAGGAUGAUCAACAGAUGGAAUUACCUCCUGGAUUUCGAUUUCAUCCAACUGAUGAAGAAUUGAUUACUCAUUAUUUGUCUAACAAAGUUGUGGAUAGCAAUUUCUUUGCUAUUGCUAUUGGAGAAGUAGAUUUGAACAAGUUUGAACCUUGGGACCUCCCAUGGAAGGCAAAAAUGGGGGAAAAAGAAUGGUAUUUUUUCUGUGUGAGAGACAAGAAGUACCCAACAGGGCUGAGGACAAACAGGGCAACAGCUGCAGGUUAUUGGAAAGCAACUGGAAAAGACAGGGAGAUUUUCAGAGGAAAAUCUCUAGUUGGGAUGAAGAAAACUCUGGUUUUCUACAAAGGGAGAGCUCCAAAAGGUGAAAAGACAAAUUGGGUCAUUCAUGAAUAUAGACUUGAGGGAAGAUUGUCUCUUCAAAAUCUGCCCAAAACAGCAAAGAAUGAAUGGGUCAUUUGCAGAGUAUUUCAAAAGAGCUGUGGUGGGAAGAAAAUCCAUAUUUCAGGCCUAGUGAAGCUGAAUUCUGAUGAAAAUGAAAUGGCGAAUAGUAAUUGUCUGCCACCAUUGACAGAUUCUUCCCCUUAUACUAGCAAGAUCAAGCCUUCUGCUUCCCAAUCUAGCCACGUGCACUGCUUCUCCAAUUUUUUUACUGCUCAAAAGAGCCAAGAAAACUUGAUCAAUUGUUUCAACAAUUCUCCUAAUUUCUCUGCUCUCUCAAAUCCAAUGAAUAAUAUUCCCAUAAAUACAUUUUCUUGUAACCAAAUAGUCCCAGUUCAGAGCAGCUUCCAAAGUCAAGUUUCAUUUGGCAUGCAAAAUCCUACAAUUCUUAAGACUUUACUUGAGAAUUAUACUCAGAAUUUUAAGAAAGAGGAAAUAGUUAGUUUAUCUCAAGAAACAAAGCUAAGCACUGACAUGAAUAAUGAAAUUUCCUCAAUUGUGUCAAAUCUUGAAAUGGGAAGAAGAUUACUUGAAGAUCAGAGCCUUGACUGCCUCUGGGGUUGCUGAAAUAAGCAAAAAUCAGAAGAAAGAGCAGAGAAGAGUCAGCACUAGUAGUAGUUAUUAUGGUGUGGAAUUAAUUGUAUGUGCAUGGAUUUCUGAUUUCUUAAGUUGCAUUGAAGGCCGAUGUCCAAAAUCCAAAUCAUAUCGAUACAAAAGGCUGAACUGAUAAUGUAAAAAUUUCUUUAUACGGGCUUGAAUCCGUCGCACGAAAACAAUGUUAUAUUUUGAUUUUUUUAUUUUUAUUUUAUAUUUUCUUGUUGCUUAUCUAGGGCUACUUAAUAUGGUGAUGUUGAAGUUAUGAAUUUAGUACUGAAUGUUAUAAGCAUGAGAUUGUGGGAGAUCAGGUUGGUGAGUUUGUGAUA